AGCACAUUUCGAGAUGGCGACCACAGGCAUGCAGUUGUUGGGCCUGAUCCUAUCUCUCGUAGGCUGGGUGGGUGGGUUAGUAGUCUGUGCCAUCCCCCUGUGGCGAGUCACUGCCUUCAUCGGUAACAACAUAGUGACGGCUCAGAUCAUCUGGGAAGGCCUUUGGAUGACUUGCAUAGUGCAGAGCACCGGUCAGAUCCAGUGCAAGGUGUAUGAUAGCUUACUGGCUUUGCCCAGUGACAUGCAGGCUGCCCGAGGCCUCACCGUCUUCUCCAUCCUGCUCUGUGGUCUGGCUCUGGCUCUGGGAGUCCUCGGAGUCAAGUGCACUAAAUGCAUAGGUGUAAACAGCCUGAAGGCUCGCAUUGCUCGCAUUUCAGGUGCCCUUUUUGCCAUUGCAGGGUUCCUUUACCUUGUACCCGUCUGCUGGACAGCCCACUCCAUCAUCAGGGAUUUCUAUGACCCUCAUGUGGCCGCUCCACACAAGCGAGAGCUUGGCCCUGCCCUUUACAUCGGCUGGGGAGCGUCAGCCCUGCUCCUGAUCGGGGGAUCCCUGCUCUAUGCAGGUUCGAGUCCCCCCGGCAUGCCCGGCUCUCCCACCUUUAGCAGUGGAGAAAGUAGUCCACGCAGGGCACCUGCCGGACAAGUCAAAGGUUACGUCUGAAUGCCCCACAUUUCCCAGAUCCACCCCAAAUGAUGACAAACCUGUAUUGGUUUCCUCUUGAAUUAGCUCCCUGUCAUUAUUUUACAUGUAAUGUUACUCCAAUUUUUCCUUUGAAAAGCCACAGGAGGCUGUAUAGUGACAUUUUUAUUUAUUUUAUUAUUUCAUACCUGAUUUCUUUCAAUAACCAUUGUUUUCCUUCUGUGAGUAAAAUACAAUAAAAACUGUAUCCUCUCAGAGGAAAAUCGUGUGUGUUCACAUUUUUACAAAUAUAAAAAGGCUUUGAUAAAAACCUCUUUCAGCUUUAUGUGUUUACUAUGUGUAGAUUAGAGUAGUGCUACACUGAUAGUUAAAACAAAAUGUUUGACUCAUUUGGAUAAACACUGCUUUGGCUUAAUGGAGAAAAACAAUACUACAAUGGGGAUGUCUGUACAUUUGCUUGUGGUGACAUAUUGUUCAGAAGUGUGUGUGUGUGUGUGUGUGUGUGUGAAUGUGUUCCUUACUUCAUCUUGUUUUUCCUGUCUUAGCUACUCUGUGCCAGGGGGCGAAGAAAAAUACAUUAUUUUUCUUCUAUCAUGUGAAAAUAAUGGCUUUUAUUUUUUAUUUUUUAUUUU
Messenger RNA from Cololabis saira (Pacific saury), 1272 nucleotides. It is a transcript of the gene cldnk, whose product is annotated as claudin k. Lineage: Eukaryota; Metazoa; Chordata; Actinopteri; Beloniformes; Belonidae. Gene Ontology annotation, cellular component: bicellular tight junction; plasma membrane. Gene Ontology annotation, biological process: bicellular tight junction assembly; cell adhesion. Gene Ontology annotation, molecular function: structural molecule activity. The coding region runs from base 14 to 661 and encodes 215 amino acids. The record is from RefSeq and is a predicted model, not a curated record. The transcript has a single exon.